Molecule: messenger RNA, 497 nt
Organism: Mesitornis unicolor (brown roatelo)
Lineage: Eukaryota; Metazoa; Chordata; Aves; Mesitornithiformes; Mesitornithidae
Product: pseudouridine-5'-monophosphatase-like
Exons: 3
Coding region: 1-429 (142 amino acids)
Molecular function (GO): phosphatase activity
Source: RefSeq, a predicted model, not a curated record
AUGGACCUUAGUCCCUUGCAUGGGGUUGAUAAGCUGAUCCGUCAUUUACACAAACACAACAUACCCAUAGCUGUUGCCACCAGCUCAGCUGAAGUGACAUUUCAGAUGAAAACAGCCAGACACAAAGACUUCUUUGGUCUUUUUCACCAUAUUGUGUUGGGAGAUGACCCCGAGGUAAAGUGUGGCAAGCCACAGCCUGAUGCAUUUCUAGUUUGUGCAAAGAGAUUUCACCCUCCUGCACCUCCAGAGAAGUGUCUUGUGUUUGAAGAUUCACCACUUGGAGUCAAAGGAGCCCUGGCAGCCGGAAUGCAAGUGGUUAUGAUUCCAGAUGAAAAAUUAAAUCCAGAUCUUAAAAAGGAGGCAACAGUACUGCUGAACUCCAUGGAGAAUUUCAAACCAGAACUGUUUGGUUUACCAGCGUAUGAUUAAUGCAUAAUGUCUAUGGACAUGCACUUGACCGGAGAUCAGGAAAGCAGAACGAAAUUUUGUUAUGGUUU